Messenger RNA from Vanessa tameamea, 1717 nucleotides. It is a transcript of the gene gly, whose product is annotated as alpha-1,3-mannosyl-glycoprotein 2-beta-N-acetylglucosaminyltransferase. The transcript is spliced from 9 exons. Bases 297 to 1628 code for a protein of 443 amino acids. Gene Ontology annotation, biological process: protein N-linked glycosylation. Gene Ontology annotation, molecular function: alpha-1,3-mannosylglycoprotein 2-beta-N-acetylglucosaminyltransferase activity. Lineage: Eukaryota; Metazoa; Arthropoda; Insecta; Lepidoptera; Nymphalidae. Gene Ontology annotation, cellular component: Golgi apparatus. The record is from RefSeq and is a predicted model, not a curated record.
GACGAAAUAUUGUCUGAAGUUGUGUAUCUCCACGACAUUACGAUAAAUAAACUAUAAACCUAUUUAAAACAUUAAAAAUUAAAUUAUACUUGUAACAAACAAUAUGUUCACUACAUACUGAUACUUUUUAUCGUAGUGAUAAAAAAUUGUUUCAUUAAAUAACAAUGUUUUGCAACGCAAUUAAAUAUGCAAUUAUUUUGAUAUUUGUUAUUUUAUAGUUUAUCACAUUUCAUAAAAAAGUGUUAUGGUGAAAGAUUUAACGAUGUUUUGAUAUAACAUAAUAUAUAACGUGCACGAUGCGAGUGAAUUUACGUAAAUUUAUAAUAUUUUUUGGUUGUUUCUCAUUAAUAUGGCUUGUCGUGUCUUAUUCAUCGUCGUACAGUCCCGUUUACAAACCGAGGAGCAGCGUGUCGGAAAUAGAGAUGGAAAUAGACAGAUUGCAACACAAAAUGCAAAAUCAGCUAACAGAUAGUUAUAGCUUGUUACAAAAAGUUAGGUUGCAUUUAAAAAAGACUGAAGAAAAGAAUGAUGAGAGCGCUAAGAACUCUCAGCCAGCUUGGAAUGAAGUUGAUACUAACCAGAAUUACAAAAAUCCCGUAUUGCCAAUAUUAGUGAUCGCCUGCGACAGAGUGACCGUGAAGAGGUGUUUGGACAAUUUAGUCAAAUUUAGACCAAAUAAAGAGACAUUCCCCAUUAUAGUAAGCCAGGACUGUGGUCACAAUGAAACAUACCACGUGAUCAAAUCCUAUACCGACAGUGAUCCAAGUAUCACGGUGGUGAGGCAGCCGAAUCUAUCGGAGAUACCGUUGCCGCGGGCGAAAGUGAAAUUUAAAGGCUAUUACAAAAUAGCAAGACACUACCGGUUCGCUUUGAACCAUGUUUUUGUUGGUUUGGAACAUGAGGCUGUGAUUAUUGUUGAAGAUGAUCUAGACAUUUCCCCCGACUUCUUCGAGUAUUUUCUAGGCACGUAUCCGCUACUUUUUAAGGAUCCCAGUAUAUGGUGCAUAUCUGCAUGGAAUGACAAUGGGAAGAAGGAACACAUAGAUCUCUCAAGACCUGAACUAUUACAUAGGACAGACUUCUUCCCGGGCUUGGGAUGGCUGCUUAGGAAGGAUACUUGGCUCCAAUUGGAACCGAAGUGGCCACAGGCAUUUUUCGACGACUGGCUCCGUGAUCCUGAAAACACAGACGGUCGAGCGUGUAUAAGACCUGAGAUAUCGAGGACGUAUAGUUUCGGAAAGAUCGGCGUUAGUAAAGGACUCUUCUUCGACAUGCACUUGCGUUACAUGCAGCUGAACAUGGAAUUCGUGGAAUUUACGAAAUUAAAUCUCACAUAUUUAAUAAAGGACACGUACGAUGAAAAUUUGACAUCGUUCGUGUACAACUUGCCGGAAGUGUCCGCUGAGGAUGUUAUGUCUAGCACGGGAACUGAACCCGCCGUCCGUGUGUCAUAUUCCACAGCGAAGACUUACCAACGUGCGGCUAAGAAGCUUGGCCUUAUGGAUGAUUUUAGGAGUGGUAUCCCAAGAGCAGCGUACCGCGGUAUAGUGACGUGUUUUAUAAGAAAUCGCCGAGUCUACCUCGCUCCUAGUUACGAGUGGACCAAAUAUGACCCGACGUGGGGCUAAUAAAUGUUAUAUUAAAACCUUUUUGCUAUGUAUUUAUUUUUUAAAUGUCCUGUUAUAAAAGUAUUAAAAAAAAUUCAAUCCCAUAAAAA